Molecule: messenger RNA, 1566 nt
Organism: Anopheles coustani
Lineage: Eukaryota; Metazoa; Arthropoda; Insecta; Diptera; Culicidae
Product: calpain-A-like
Exons: 2
Coding region: 1-1566 (521 amino acids)
Biological process (GO): proteolysis
Cellular component (GO): cytoplasm
Molecular function (GO): calcium-dependent cysteine-type endopeptidase activity
Source: RefSeq, a predicted model, not a curated record
AUGGUUUACCGUGACGAAAACAUUCAAGAAGAAACUGAACUAAGCUUUUCCAACGAGACCGAUUUUCCAAGCGUUUCUUCCAUCAAAGGCGAUGUGUUCAAAAGGCGCAAUGAAGAUGUUGAGCCCAUUACAGAGAAAUCGCCGAUCGAAAAGAAGCUGUUCGAAGAUCCUGAUUUUCCGGCAAAUAGUUCCACUCUGUAUCGGAGGAAGGGUAAAAGUGGCAAGAAAGAGCUAGAAUGGAAAAGGCCGAAGGAAAUUAUGGCCAAUCCGAAGUUUGUCGUAGAUGGGUUUUCUCGUUUCGAUGUUCGGCAGGGAGCUCUAGGUGACUGUUGGUUUUUAGCCUCGUGCGCUAGUCUUGCCAAUAUUUCAGAGCUGUUUGGGCAAGUUGUUCCGAAGGAGAAUGUGGAGUUUGAUGUCGACGACUACGAGGGGAAGUUUCAUUUUCGCUUUUGGCGGUAUGGCAAGUGGGUAACAAUUGUAGUUGAUGAUCGUUUGCCUGUCAACGGAAAAGGCAAAUUGAAGUACGGGAGAACUUCCACGGAAGACGAGUUUUGGUUUCCUCUGCUGGAAAAAGCGUAUGCUAAGCUUCACGGUUCAUACGAAGCGUUGGUAGGCGGGUUUGGAGGAGAUGCGAUGGUCGAUCUUACUGGUGGGUUGAAAAAAUACUACACUCUCAAAAAGAUAAAUCCAAAGGAGUUAUUCACCAUGGUUCAACGAUCCCUACAACAGAAUUGUUUGAUUGCUGCUGGUACCAAAAAACAACCAGGAAUGGAGAAAGUUAAAAUUUUCGGCGGACACGAGUAUACCGUCACGAAGAUUAAGCCGAUCCAGAACGAUGUGAAACUUAUUUGUAUUCGUAAUCCUUGGGGUGUAGGUGAGUGGAACGGACCGUGGAGUGACAAAUCCACCACGUGGAAAAUAGUGAGUGACGAAAAGAUUGCAAAGCUCAACGUAGUGAAAGAAGACGGCGAGUUUUGGAUGGAUGUAACGCACUUUAUCGAAUAUUUUGAAGGAAUUUCGAUAUGUUAUCAGUCGCCUGAUGACUUUGCUGCAUUACAGAACAAGAAAAAAUCAUCCUGGACAACGGUCUACCAAGAUGGCAAGUGGAUUCGUGACCGCACGGCUGGUGGCUCGGAUAAGAAAACUUUCUACAGCAACCCUCAAUAUCUUAUUACCCUGGAAAAUCACAUGUCCAACGAGGUUCACAAUGAAAACUCAAGCAAAUCCGGGAAGCGCUUUAACACAAUUGUAGGUUUAAUGCAAAAGCAUAGUCGCGCUUUGGGCAGAAAAAAAUAUUCCAUUACACUCGCCAUCUUCCCGGUGCCAGAAAGUAUCGAUCUAACGCAGUGCCCAUUGCCAAAAAGAUUCUUUGAUAACAACAAAGCCAUCAACAAUGCUUACCUUCUUGCGAAUCGCGAAAUUAUCUUCAACAAGUCGCUGUCAGCUGGCAAGUACGUUUUAGUGCCGUAUACCCGGGAAGCACAGCAGGAGGCCGAAUUUUUUAUCCGAGUUAUUUCAGAAGGUGAUAUCACGCUGACAUGUAUGAAUCAGAUAGAUGAAGCUUAA